Messenger RNA from Malania oleifera, 8399 nucleotides. Its product is annotated as bifunctional 3-dehydroquinate dehydratase/shikimate dehydrogenase, chloroplastic-like. Gene Ontology annotation, molecular function: NADP binding; shikimate 3-dehydrogenase (NADP+) activity; ATP-dependent chromatin remodeler activity. Gene Ontology annotation, biological process: chorismate biosynthetic process; positive regulation of transcription by RNA polymerase II; shikimate metabolic process. The record is from RefSeq and is a predicted model, not a curated record. Gene Ontology annotation, cellular component: nucleus. The transcript has 33 exons. Bases 365 to 8224 code for a protein of 2619 amino acids. NCBI's taxonomy places the organism in Eukaryota, Viridiplantae, Streptophyta, Magnoliopsida, Santalales, Ximeniaceae.
GUUUCGGAUCUCCUGUAUCAAACGCAUCGUUUUGGUUUUCUUCCCAAUCUACACGCACUCACGCAGAACGUUUUUGCCCGACUUCCCUUCUUCGUUAUUUACAUUUCUAACCUCGAGGGCAGGUCCUCUCUCUCUCUCUGUCUCUCGUUCUCCACUUCCUUGCCCGACACACCGUUGCGAGCGAGAAAUUCACAUCCUCAGUCUUCUAGCUGCUUUUCGGAAUUUUCAUUUUAAUCCUAAACCAGGGUGAGGAUUUGUUGUCAUUAUCAUGAUUUCUAGGGUCCGCGUUUGCGAUUUCCACGGGACUUGAAUCUAACGUUAAUGGGGGCAUCGCGAAUCGCCUGAUCGGAAAAAUUCAAAUGAGAUGGCAUCUUCACAUAACAUCGAGUUGGAGGCAGCAAAAUUUCUUCACAAACUUAUCCAAGAAUCUAAAGACGAACCCUCCAAGCUGGCCACUAAACUUUAUGUGAUUUUGCAACACAUGAAAGCAAGUGGAAAGGAAAAUUCGAUGCCAUAUCAAGUGAUCUCAAGGGCCAUGGAGACUGUUAUCAGUCAAAACGGUCUUGAUAUUGAGGCUUUGAAAGCAUCACGUCUUCCUUUGACUAGUGGAACUCAAAUGGGGGAAUCUAGAACAGCCCAAGUUACAGGCCCUUUGCAGGCGGUCGGGGUGACAAAAGAUUCUAAAUUUGGCAUGGCUGAAAAUGAGAUGACCAAAGUUGAUUCAUUUCCCUCAGGCAGACCACCUGUUGGCCCAAGCAGUUCUGGCCAUGAUAUCUAUCAAGGGUCAGUAUCCCAUAGAAGUGGGAAGUCUUUCGAUCAUGAAAGUCCAUCCAGUUUGGACACUAGGUCUGCCAACUCUCAGUCACAAGAAAGGCGUGAGGCAACAAACUGGGAAAAACAGGCAAAUCAAAGUGACAGUAAAAAAGCCCGUGCUAAGAGGAAGAGGGCAGAUUCAUCAUUAGCAUCAGAAUCUCAAAGUGACAACCCUCAGCAACUUGAUAAUCGCAACAUCAUGGGUAAUCCAAAUAAGGGGAAGUUGAUGAACAUGGAGCCACUGGGGAGUUUUUCCAUUAAAGGAGGUGCUGCUGGUAUGGUUCAUGGAGGGAUGCCUGGUGCUUCAAGUUUGUACCCAGCUGUAGAACUGGGGUUUUCAACACCAAUGCAGUUCAGUGGGUCUUCAUAUGAGAAUCAUGGGUUGCUUGCUAAAAUGCAUAAGGAAAGAAGCAUGGAGGCCUUUUCUGCUGUGAGCUCUCCCUCAGUUGAGCUUUCUACUAGUAAAGGCACAAUUGAUUCUGAACCAUGGAGGCAUGGAUUCGUGAAAGGUGGACUAACAAGUACCUCUGAGAAGAUUGCAGAAGGCCAGUUUUCAGCUAAUCGAGGUGAUGGAGCAUCUGCAAAUUUGUUUACAGGAAAGGUUUUGGAGCAUGAUGUAGGAAUUUCAAAUACAUUGGUAAAUGCAAAUAGGAUGGUUCAGGGUGUUGGACACCACAGUAUUGAAAUGGGCAUGUUGAUGAAUGGAGCUCCUAGAGAUACAGGAAAAUCUCCACUUCCCCAGGGUUCUGCCUCUUCAGACAUGCCUUUCAAGGAGCAGCAUUUGAAGCAGCUCAGGGCCCAGUGCUUGGUAUUUUUAGCAUUCAGAAAUGGUUUGAUGCCAAAGAAACUGCAUCUUGAAAUUGCCCUUGGAAAUAUCUUUCCUAAAGAAGACGUACCUCGAAAAGAGCUGAUUGACCAUAAAGGAAAAGAGCAGUCUUUGAAUGAACCAAAUAGCAUUCCUGAAGUCAUUGCAUCAGUUGGAAGAUUAAAUAAUGCAAAGGACUCUGAAAGAAUCCCUCCGAGUUUGUCAUCUGCUGGAAGUGUUCGAGAGAUAGAGUCCUUGUCAAAAGAAACUGGGAACCCAAAAAUGGUUGAGGGCAAAACUGCCCCACCUUCUGACCAAUCUGCUGUUGCAGAAGAAAGACAAAAUGUUUCCGCUACAAGAAGACCGGAGACUGAAAUGCAAGCCCAGGAAGCAGUUGAAUCACCUGCAUUUCCAACUGCAAUGGCACCACCUGAAUCUUCAAGUCUAAGGGGUUUAGCUGUUAGUAAUCAUGUGGAUAAUAUGGGGAAUGCCCGUCUGCAUGGUGGAAGAAUUAAUCAAGCCCCUCCUUUAAUGAAUCUAAAUAAGCAGAUGAUUAGCUGGACUGGAAUUGGCAGUCAUAGUGACUCUUCUAGGCGAUCACUGCCAGCCUUAUCUGUUCAGCAGGAACCAACACCAGAGAGAAAUGUUUCAAUGGGAGAGCAUUGGAAGCCUGUAUCAGGACUGGACAGUGAACAUCACGCAGUAAUUCCAGUGAAGGAUGCUAAUAAUUUGAUCAAACACGUGUCUCCAGAUGAUUUGAAGGUUUCUAAUCCUCAAACAAGAUGCAUUUCAGAGGGAUCCAAAAUGGUGCCUGUUGACGACACACAAAAAAAUGGGCAUUCAUUUACAUUGCAAGACAGAUAUACUGAGCAGGAAGAGGAAGAUAAGUCAGAUUCCACUGAGUUGCCGCCCUCACCAAAGUAUACAACAUCAGAGAAGUGGAUUAUGGAUCAGCAGAAAAGGAAGCUUAUUGUUGACCAAAGCUGGAUGCUAAAGCAGCGAAAAACAGAGGAAAGAAUAGCAUCCUGUUUUAACAAGCUGAAGGAAACUGUGAGCUCAUCUGCAGAUAUUUCUGCAAAAACCAGAAGUGUCAUUGAAUUGAAAAAGCUUCAACUGUUGCAACUUCAGCGCCGUCUCCGGAGUGAUUUUCUGAGUGAUUUUUUCAAACCAAUAGGUGCUGAAAUGGAUCGCUUAAAGUCUAUCAAGAAAAAUAGAAUUGGUAGGAGGCUGAAACAAGUUGAGAAAUAUGAGCAGAGAAUGAAGGAAGAGCGACAAAAGAGGAUUCGCGAGAGGCAGAAAGAGUUCUUCACAGAGAUAGAAAUUCACAAGGAAAGACUGGAUGACGUGUUUAAAAUUAAGAGAGAACGCUGGAAGGGUUUUAAUAAAUAUGUGAAAGAAUUUCACAAAAGGAAAGAAAGAAUACAUCGAGAGAAGAUUGACAGAAUCCAGCGUGAGAAGAUUAAUCUAUUGAAGAUUAAUGAUGUGGAGGGGUAUCUAAGAAUGGUUCAGGAUGCUAAAUCAGAUCGUGUUAAACAACUGCUCAAAGAGACUGAGAAAUAUCUUCAGAAGCUUGGAUCAAAACUAAAGGAUGCAAAGGCUGUGGCGACACGCUUUGAACUUGAUAUGGAGGAGAGCCGAACUGCAGGUGUUGUUGAGAAGAAUGAAACAGCUGCAGAGAAUGAAGAGGAGAGUGACCAGGCGAAGCAUUACAUGGAAAGCAAUGAAAAGUACUAUUUGAUGGCUCACAGUAUAAAAGAGAGCAUUGCAGAGCAGCCAACUUGUCUUGAAGGCGGGAAAUUAAGAGAGUACCAAAUGAAUGGCCUGCGUUGGUUGGUUUCACUAUACAAUAAUCAUUUGAAUGGAAUUCUUGCUGAUGAAAUGGGUCUUGGUAAAACUGUUCAGGUUAUUGCUCUGAUUUGUUACCUAAUGGAAGCCAAAAAUGAUAGAGGACCUUUUCUAGUUGUUGUGCCAUCUUCAGUUCUACCUGGAUGGGAGUCAGAAAUUAACUUUUGGGCCCCGGCUGUGAACAAAAUUGUCUAUGCUGGGCCACCAGAGGAGCGGCGUAGGCUAUUCAAGGAAAGAAUUGUUCAUCAGAAAUUCAAUGUCCUUCUAACAACGUACGAGUACUUGAUGAAUAAGCAUGAUCGGCCCAAACUAAGCAAAAUACAUUGGCAUUAUAUCAUAAUUGAUGAAGGCCAUCGCAUAAAGAAUGCUUCUUGCAAGUUGAAUGCUGACUUGAAGCAUUACCAGAGUUCUCACAGAUUGCUGUUAACUGGGACGCCUCUACAGAACAAUCUCGAGGAAUUGUGGGCACUCCUUAACUUCCUGUUGCCCAAUAUUUUUAACUCAUCUGAGGAUUUUUCUCAGUGGUUCAACAAACCUUUUGAGAGUAAUGGUGAUAAUUCACCUGAUCAAGCUUUAUUAUCCGAGGAAGAGAAUCUUUUGAUCAUAAAUCGUCUUCACCAGGUUCUUCGGCCAUUUGUACUUCGGAGGCUGAAACACAAGGUUGAAAAUGAAUUGCCUGAAAAGAUUGAAAGACUUGUAAGAUGUGAGGCUUCUGCAUAUCAGAAGCUUUUGAUGAAGAGGGUGGAAGACAAUCUUGGUUCAAUUGGAAACUCAAAGGCUCGGUCAGUGCACAAUUCUGUUAUGGAGCUACGCAAUAUAUGCAAUCAUCCAUAUCUCAGCCAGCUUCAUGCAGACGAGGUUGAUAGCUUAGUCCCUAAACAUUAUUUGCCAACAAUUGUGAGACUUUGUGGGAAGCUUGAGAUGUUAGAUCGCUUACUACCCAAAUUAAAAGCAACAGACCACCGAGUUCUGUUCUUUUCAACAAUGACUAGACUGCUUGAUGUUAUGGAAGAAUAUCUCAGCUGGAAACAGUAUCGCUACCUUCGCUUGGAUGGACAUACAUCUGGAAGUGACCGUGGAGCCCUUAUUGAGCUGUUCAACAAACCAGAUUCCCCAUUUUUUAUAUUUUUGCUCAGUAUUCGGGCUGGAGGCGUUGGAGUGAAUCUUCAAGCUGCUGAUACUGUGAUCAUAUUUGACACUGAUUGGAAUCCACAGGUUGAUUUGCAAGCACAAGCAAGGGCUCAUAGGAUUGGCCAGAAGAGGGAUGUUCUUGUUCUUCGAUUAGAAACAGUCCAAACUGUGGAGGAACAAGUCAGAGCCUCAGCGGAGCAUAAACUGGGAGUUGCUAAUCAAAGCAUUACUGCUGGUUUUUUUGACAACAAUACCAGUGCGGAAGAUCGUAGAGAGUACUUGGAGUCCCUCCUUCGGGAGUGUAAGAAAGAGGAAGCUGCACCUGUUUUAGAUGAUGAUGCUCUAAAUGAUCUUUUAGCCCGCAGUGAAUCGGAGAUUGAUAUAUUUGAAUCUGUUGACAAGCAGAGGCGCGAACAAGAAGUGGCUACAUGGAAGAAGUUAGUGUUAGGACAGACAGAUGAUUCUGAGUGUGUACCUCCCCUGCCUUCUCGCCUGGUAACAGAUGAUGACUUGAAAGCAUUCUAUGAAGUGAUGAAAAUAUUUGAAGUAGAAAAUGCUGGGGCAGUAUCUACUGUUGGUGUUAAGCGAAAGAAUGAAUAUAUUGAGAGCCUCGAUACUCGGCAAUAUGGGAGAGGCAAACGAGCAAGAGAGGUGCGUUCCUAUGAAGAGCAAUGGACAGAAGAAGAAUUUGAAAAGAUGUGUCAAGUUGAAUCCCCUGGAUCCCCCCAAAAGAAGGAAGACAUGAAAGAAACAAACUUCUCAACAGAUGUCAGUGGGUCUGCAGCAGCCAUUGGUAACUCAGAACCCCCUGCUCCACCUGCGCUACCAGUUCCACCCAUGCCACCCUUGGCUCCUCCACCCCCAAUGCAGCUUCCACCACUGCAAAAUGAGGUAACGCCACCUUCUAAACGCGGUCGUGGAAGGCCAAAGAGGGUCACACCCGCUGCCCAACCAACAAUUCCAACACCAUCCAGGGCAGCAAAACCAGAUGUUGGUUCACAGAAAGUAACAGUUUCCAGCUCUUCAGUGAUUCAUGCUCCUGAUUCGUUUCCUGUUCCAACCACCAUAAAAAGUGUAAGUGGAACUGUGCAGCAUUUUGGUGUAUAUAUUGCUCCUACCUCUCAGACAAUUCCUCCAUUUCCCCCUGUUGCUCCUGGCACUCAAUCUACCCUUUCUUGUCCGUCUGCUAUGCAAUCUGUAUCUAUGCAAGUUAAGGGACCUGGCCGAAAGACGCAAAAUGUAGAUGCUCCCCGACGCAGGGGUAAGAAACAAAGUACUGUGGCGUCUAAUGCUCCGGUUAUUCCAGCACCUUCACUUUCUGGAAGUGGCAAAAUGGAUUUGGGUUCACAGAGAGCAACAGUUUCUAUCCUUGCACCUGUUCCUGACUCUGUUGGAGUCAUACCUCAUUUUGGCUCGGGGAUUGCUCCAAGCUCUCAGUCAACCUCUCAUUCCCCUGGUGCUUCAGGUGCUCAGGAUAUAAAACCAACUGGUGCUUCUGAUUAUUCUUCUGAAAAGAAGCAGUCAACAUGCUCAAUAACAAAAGAUAUUGAUGCUACCAAAUCAACAGAAAAGAAUUCUGCAUGUUUUGAACCCAGUGUAGUCAAAUCAUUUCCGGAAUCCAAGGGUGAAAUCUCUUCUCAAAAAGUUGAGGCAUCUCUAACUUCUGUGCACCCUACCUCUGGAAAAGAUGCAAAUGAUUUUGCUCCCCAGAUUAAGGAAUCUUGGACAAAAUCUUCAAUUCCUGUUGCUCCUGGCAUGCACCCUACCCCCCCUUGCUCUUCUGCUAUGCAAUCUGUACCUAUGCAAGUUAAGGGACGUGGUCGAAAGACUCAAAGUGUAGAAGCUCCCCGACGCAGGGGUAAGAAACAGAGUGCAUUGGCACUUAGUGUUCCAGUUCAUCCAUCACCUUCACCUUUUGAAAGUGGCAAAAUGGGUUUGGGUUCACAGGGAGGAGAUAAAAUAUUUGGUGGAGAAUUAAAGGCAUCUCAAACUUGUGCAGGCCCUGCUCCAGCUGCCUCAGAACAAAUUCAAACAGUGGAUCUAAAAGAUCCUCUGGUGGCAGAAGUUCUGCCCGUAACCAGAAAAAUGGAUUUGGAUUCACAGAGAGGAGAUAAGGUAUUUCCUGGAGAAGUUAAAGCAUCUCAGACUUGUGCAGGCCCUGCCUUGGAACAAAUUCAAACAGUGGAUGUAAAUGAUCCUCUGGUGACAGAAGUUCUGCCUGAAACUGGCAAAAUGGAUUUAGCCUCGCAGAGAGUGGAAGAAAUAUUUCAUAGAGAUGUGAAGGCAUCUCAAACUUGUGCAGGCCCUGCCUCAGAACAAAUUCAAACAGCGACUGUAAAUGGUCCUCUGGUGACUGAAGUUCUACCAGGACCUGGCGAAAAAGAUUUGGUUUCACAGGGAGGAGAUAAAAUAUUUCCUGGAGAAGGUGAGGCAUGUCAAACUUGUGCAGGCCCUGCCUCAAGUGACAUUCAAACGGUGCAUAUAAAUGGUCCUCUGGUGACAGAAGUUCUGCCUGAAACUGGAAAAAUGGAUUUGGAUUCACAGAGAGGAGAUGAAGUGCUUCCUGGAGAAGUUGAGGCAUCUCAAACUUGUGCAAGCCCUGCCUCAGGACAAAAUCAAACAGUGGAUGUAAAUGAUUCUAUAGCGAAGGAAGUUGUGCCUGAAGCUAAGUCAUCAGAAACAGGGAUUCUGCCUGAAGCGAAGUCACCCCCUGUUAGUAUAGUUGGUCAAAAUACAAAAUCAUUCAAGGAAUCUCAUUAUAGAGCCAGGGAUUCAAUCGGAAGUGAAGUGAUUCCUGCAAGGAGUGAACUAGAGAAAGAUGGUCAGGAAAUAAGAAAUGAGGUAGCAGAGCAACCAACAGAACUGCCUGAUUGUUCUUUUGAAAAUAGGGAGUCGGCGUGUUCAUUAACAUCAGAUAUCGAGGCUGCCAAGUCAACUGAGAAGGAUUCUGCAUAUUCUGAAACCAUUGAAGACAAAGCAUCCCCAGAAUCAAAGCUCGAAAUCUCUCAAAGAGUAGAGGCAUCAGAGACUAGGAUCAAAGUCUCUUUUGGGAGUGAAGGUGCAGAAGCCCCAACCAUACCAGUAUCAGAGACCCCUGUUGAGGUGACCAGGAACCCAAUAUCAGAGAAUAUGACACAUCCAACUGUACCCGAGUUGGAUAUAGCAGCUCCAGCUUCUGACCUUCCAAUUGGCAAUCACGAGAAUCAAGAAGGUGACAAGAAAAUACCAGAGGACAAGGAUCAUAUUUCGGUAGGGGUCCCCGUUUCAGAUCCUGAGGCUCCUGAUCUUGAAAGGAAGCCUACUGCUGUCGAAAACACGGCAGAUUCCCAACAAAUCGAAGAUAAUGCACCAGGAGUGGGGAGUUCAGAGGUUGCUUGUAGUUCCCCUGCUGCUUUGAGGACAUUUGAAAAUUCCCCCACAGCACCAGGAUUGGGGAAUUCGGAGGUUACUCCUAGUACCCCCGUCAGUUUGAAGACAUCUGAAAAUUCCCCAACAGCACCAGCAGUGGAGAAUUUGGGAGCUACAUCUGAAAACUCCCGAACAGAACCGGAAGUUGCGGGUUCUACUCAGGGUGGAGAUGCCCCAGCCAUCCCUGUUUCAGGACCAGCGUGCUCUUCUCAGAAAGAAUGAUUAGUUUAAAAUUCCCAUUUGAGGAGUUAUUUGUAAUCUAGUUGGUCUGUGUAGAUGUUUGAAAAUUUUAAUUUUGUUUUUGUUUAAUGCCUUCUAUUGUUGUUGUUUAGCCACUACUGAAAAACUUAUUUUGGUAGCUUAAACUUGUAUCAAAUUAAAUUCAUGUUUAACCCCA